AAAUGGUGUCGCUGACGCAGGAAAUCCCCUACACGACAAAUUUAUCACUUAUCAACAAGUGAAGUGAAGUGAUGAAAUGUUCAAGUUCAAAAUAACAAUAUAACAAUCGAACCGAGAGUUGGGUGUGGAAGCGUUCGGUACUUAUAAGAUACUAUAGUAAGAUACUAUAACUUUACCUUUUAUAUUUCGAAAAAUUCUAAAGGUAUUUCGAACUUUACCUGUUGAGUGAUUUUCUGUGAAACAAAAAGUGGCGACUUUGAAGCUCCAGUAUGACUAACGAAAAUAUCGUAAAAAUGGAGCCGAUGCUGCAAUUAAUCAAUAGUAAUUUUGUAGCUUUAGCAAUAGAGGAAGUACAAGAAAACCACUUUUUAUACAAGCUUUUAGAUGACAUAAUCGAUAAAAUGAGAGUCCAGAACGCACUGUUCAACAAGCUCUUCCAAAAGAAGUUUUUCGGCGGGAGCUUUUGGGACAGGCUCAAAGUGGGCCGGCCCGACGAGUACGACGUGCACGUGCAAUGCAAAUUGCACAAUUUCAAAUGCAAAUUAGUACCCAGCGAUCAGCCCGGUUGGGUCAAUUUAAAAUUCGAGAAACAAUCCAAUCCUCAUAAAAAGAAAAACCGUCGAAAUCAGAAGCCUUACUAUGGAAUACCUGGAUUUCACGUUUUGGUGAACAAAGACGGUUAUUUGGACACCGAAAAAGUGAUGCUUUGGUUCCACCAAACUUUGGCUAGAGUCUUAAAAGGAAAGCGCAGCAACAGAAAACGGGUGUGCUCAAUUACCAUAGGUCAGCAGCAGUUUAAGAUGAGCGUUAGAAGACACGGCCCGGCCUUUACUUUUGCGAUAAACACCGACAGCGAGACCAACAAUUUAGUGCACGUAGAUUUCGUUCCUGCUUUCCUGUUCGAAGGUUGGCAAUUCCCCGAUUUUGGAUUCAGAGCCAACCCGACGACAAAAGAAGAAACGUUUAUUGUGGCCAAACCGGUUAAAGGUGACAUAGGAACGAGGUAUUGGCAGUUAUCAUUUCAGAACCAGGAGAGAGAAUUGUUGGCGGAUCGUGGAAACUUGAAGCCUGCUUUGAGACUUUUAAAGAAAAUGAGGGACAAAUUCAACCACUAUUGCAUAGCUAGUUUCUACUUAAAAAACUUGAUAUUGUGGGAAUUGGAAACAAGACCAGAAGGAUUUUGGGAGCAACCGUUAAGUGUUGUAUUCAUUGAGGUUUUGCAGUCCUACAAAAACGCUUUGGAAAAUAAUAGCCUUCCUUUUUACUGGUACAACGGGAAGAAAUACAAUCUUUUCGAUAGUUUGUCUGCGAAUCAGACAAAAAUGAUCAGCACAAAAAUAGGGGAAGUUAUAAUUGCGAUGAAAAAAUCACCGAGUGAUAAAAAACUGGCCAAAUUCUUCCUUACAAGGCGGGAGUACGCGCUAUUUCGGAGCUGGUAAAAGAAUCGGGAAUGUUCUUAAGGUUAAAUCACACAAUAAAUUUUCAUGAAAUUUCUAUAUUUAUAUGAAGUGGAUUAAUGAAUUAAAACAUCUCACUAAAAGUCUAUGGUUAAACAUCAACAAAACUUAUCGUAAGUAUUCAAUUGAAACAAUCUAAAAAUCUAUUACACAGUAAUCACAUUCAGAUAAAUAUCACAAAUGGAGAAGUCCCCACUACAUUACUUGGCUCCAUAUGAGAAUUUCAUAACAACUUUCAUUUCGAUGUGUUCUAUCGUGUAUUUGUUAUCCCGCAAAACGAUGGAAGAAAGAUCUGGAUGGCUUUUAUACAGGGUGUUUCCAAAUUGACGCGUGAUUCUUCAUCAAACCUUACCUCAUCAGAUUAGAAACACCCUGUAUAUCUAGCUCACAGUAAAAACUCCAUACAUUUUUUUUUAUAAAUUUGAGAGAAUAAAUGGGAAUAAAACUUGGUGUAUCAAGGUUGUAGUAAAUAUAAUCCUCCAGGAGUUGUAAAGGAAGCUUUUCUCAAAAUGUAGCGAGCUUUUUACUGCACAAAUCGAACUUUUCCAAAGAAAUUCUCGCAUUUUUUCGAAUAAAAGAAACUUACAUCGAAACGAUUAUUGGAUGACUUGUAUUCUGCGCAAUUAACCGUUAUGAAAUCCUUUCACAAUUCGUUCAGUUCAUCACAAUUUGUACUUUUUUUCCAUCAAAUAUGAUUGUAUUACGAAAUUAAAAAAAAAUCUAACAAGUUUCGACGUUAACGAACGAAGUUUUUUGAGAAAAACAGCCAACAAUGGCAAAUACGGGCGUGUUUCGUUUGAACCUGCUUUGAUAGAAAUUUCCCAUCGAAAAUUAGAAUAAUAAAAUACAGCGAUAAAGAAUUAUAGUGGAAUUAAAUUAAAAAUAUUUGAUUUUUUAAGCAAACAAAACAUACCAGUAUAAAAAAAUAUUGUUUCAAAUAAAUACACAAUGAUUUAAAUCACAGCAUUCUGUUUGAAGUAUAGCAUGUUUACGUUAACGAGGCGAUGACAUCACAACCCGAAAUAUUAACAUAGAGUAUUCAACAAAUCAUAUCGUGACGUCACCACCUCGUUAACCUGAACACACUCUAAUCAAAAUUACAACGCUAAUUCGCUCGAAUGAUCCCGAUCGGUCGCUCGAGGAAAUUACAAUAAUAAUUUUUACAAAUAUUCCUUGGACGUUAACCCUUCAGUUAAAUAAAAAAAUGUUACACAUUUUGAACAUUUAAUCGAAAUCGUAACCGCAUAAUUUCCCCAAAACACAUAACUCUAACGUGCGAAGUCGAACAAAAUUACGAGAUUUUUGAUUUUUACUGAGAACUAUUUGGAAAAUAAAAUCACAAAAAAAUAUAAUAUAAAAUUAAAACGUACCAUGGCCAAUGAGGUAUUUGAAUAUUUUGGAGUCAUGUACCUAAUAAUUCCAUUCUACAGCGAAUUGAAGAUAUGCAAGAAGCGGAGAAAGUCCAAAUAACGAAUAAACAGAACGGAGAACAAUUCAAAAAAAAUUAAAAAUACAUGAUAUGUGCGCUUUUCGCACACAAUUCAGUCGAUGUGCGGGAAAUUUUAACAUAAAUUCCAUCAAAAAACUUUCUGAUUCUACAGGGUGUUUUCGAUAAAAAGUAUCAAUGAAGUCGGAAGAGAAGCUCUGUGAUGAAAAAAACUCGAUAUUUCAUUAAACACCCUGCUUUUGGAAUUUUCUUGACUCGAAUUAAAUAUGUUUCCGCUAUUGCAUGAGUCUAAACUAUAUGGCAGUGAAAUUAUACUCUAAAAAAGCAAUUAAAAUUAAUACUGAGAUCAAGACACAAUUUGGGGUAAAUUACAACGAAUUUUCGUUUGUAAUUGAAAUUAAUCGUAAGUUCUAGGGCGCAAAUUUUUAAAGUGUUUCAAUACUUGUAAACAGUUUCGUGAAUAGUUCUCUUAGAAUUGCGAUUUUUUUCUCUUUUAAAUAAUUUGAUGUAUGACAAGGUUUUAAAGAUUUUUACAUCAGUCGUGUAAUGAAAUUGAAAAAAUAUAAUCUAUAUUGUUGCGAUCGCUAACGAGACGAUCACUCUCUCUAAUAUUUAUAUAUUUAUACGUAUAUAUUAAUAUAUUUGUUACAAUUUUUCGGGUUAAAAAAAGCGCAGUAGUGUUUUAUAUCCCGAUAGAUUACUAUCGAAAAUCGUGUGCAUCAUUUUGAUUUAACCCAUUUUUUUAUUGAUGGUCGAAUUUUUACACGGCAGGAUCUUUUACAUGAAAAAUUCAGUUAAAAUUAAUACAAUUCCAAUGUUCAAGCAGUUCAUUAGUAGCAAAAUGACAACCAGUUUCGGUCUAAACGACCUUCCUCAGGCUUAUUCACAAACUAACACUUCCUGAAUUUUUCUGGAAUUGUAUUACAAGUAAAAUUUAAAAACAAUAGAACUUGAAACAAAAACUCAGCAGGUACUCAAUUGAAAAUUCAUUUGAUUUGAGUUCAGCAAAAAUCGGCGUAAUAAUCAUUUGAAAGUAUAAUCACUGCCCGUCUAAAAAUGAUUAACAUGAAUAAAAAUGGAAGGAUUUCUUUCGCUUUCCACGUCACGUUUUAAAAUGAUAGGUACACAUUAGAUAGUCGGAAGUCGUUCGCAAACAGUUUCGUAUCCAAGCGGACUCUAAAAAAAUAUGUUCCUCUUCAGAGAGCACAGACUUCCACUAUACAUAUAAUACGGGUAAUCACGAUCUCGCGUUUAGUACGCAAAGGCCCCGCGUUCGUGCUAAUUGCGCGUGCAUACAACACGAAUAAGGAGGACUCGGCGUAUUAAAUUCGAGUUCGCGAUCACUCCUAAUGCUAUUUAUUUACAUAUUGUACAACUCAAUAGGCGUUACCGCAGUCUGCGCAUUAGAAACGAAAUUUCCUCGAUAAUUCUUUGAAAUUUUUACGAGAAAGAUUUUUUUUAGUGUAGAUUAAUGUAAUACACUGAAGGAAAAUUCCGUUCGGCAACCUCAUCAACUGGGGAAAUCGCUAUUUCUCAUCGUUUUAAGUUAUUUACACGUGCUAAACUUAUCAUCGUAUGCGCUUUUCUACUGAUUUCGUAACUAGCCUGCAGUAGAAAAAAAAAAGACUAAAAUUAUAAAAAAAAGAAUUAUUAACACAACGAACAAAUUGAAAAAACCUAGGUACCUUAAACACUGAAAAAUACAAUUUACCGCAUGAAAACGUAAAACGUCUUGUAUAAUAAUCAACACUCAAUAUUACGUAGCUUAUAUAACAAUAAUAAUAAAAAAACAAAUUAUUCUGUACCAUUAUUUUGCUUCAUGUUACAUCAUCCGGUAUAUUUUACCAUUACUUUCGUUGAAACGAGCCGCAUACAGUGGACCCAACAGGACCCAACUCGUCCGGGCGCCACAGUUUACCAAUCUCGCCACUAUUCGUUUUAGUUUGUCAUGUAGCGAUUCACAGUCCUUAGAGCGUACAACAGCUCCGCUUGCAUCCUGGAUUCAAGGACCAUCAGGUUGACAUGGAC
Molecule: messenger RNA, 4932 nt
Organism: Phyllotreta striolata
Lineage: Eukaryota; Metazoa; Arthropoda; Insecta; Coleoptera; Chrysomelidae
Source: the annotation of a GenBank genome assembly